UCACAGUUCUCUACCAUUCAUUUCUAGAAACAACAACGAUCUGCGUGUGUGUGUGAUUUCAGAAGCAUUGUUCGGAUUUUGAUUAUAGCGUUUGUAGAUUCCGAUCGGUAUGGCGGAUGAAGUGAAGUACCAGCACCACCACGAGAGUAAGGUGGAGGAGCCGUGCGAGACAGCGGCGGUGCCCAAGGUGGAGGAGUAUGCGGCGGUGGAGGCCAGCGAUCGUGGACUGUUCGGUUUCGGAGAGAAGAAGGAGGAGAAGAAGUGCGAGGAGGAGGUGAUCGCCGAUGAGUUUGAGCAUAAAGUUCAGGUGUGUCCGGAGAAGAAAGAGGAGUACGUGGAGGAGGAAAAGAAGCACGAAGGAUUGAUCGAGAAGCUGAAGAGGAGCGACAGCUCUAGCAGUUCGUCAAGCGACGAGGAAGAAGUAGAUGAGUACGGAGAGAAGAAGAAGAAGAAGAAAGGAUUGAAGGAAAAGAUCAAGGAGAAACUCUCCGGCGAGGAUAAGAAAGAAGAAACUCACGAACUGAAGUACGAGGACACUUCAGUCCCGGUCGAGAAGUGCGACGACGCGCCAGUUCACGAACCGGAGGAGAAGAAAGGAUUCUUGGACAAAAUCAAGGACAAGCUUCCAGGAGGCAAGAAACCAGAGGAAGUGGCGGCGCCGCCUUCUCCGCCGGCGCCGGAGUGCGCAUCCCCUGAGUCUGGUAAGGAAAAGAAAGGCUUCUUGGAGAAGAUAAAGGAGAAGAUCCCUGGUUACCAUUCCAAGAGCGAUGAAGAGAAGGAAAAGGAAAAGGAGAAGGAGAACGACUCCUCGGCGUGCCACUAAGCCAAUCCAUUCUGCCUUUCUUUCUUUCCUUUUUCCUAUCAAUAAUUUGUGCUUUUGGGUUGUGGUUGAUGAUGUUUUGGAUGGCUUCUUCCUUGGGUUUUCUGCACUUUACCUUUUUUGGUUUUCUCUUUGAUUUUCACUUGAUGGUGUUUGUUUGAAAAUACAAAAGCAUGUACUAUUAUGGAGUGCUUUAUCUGUGAAUUUACUAUCAUGAAAAAAAUAGUUUGUGGUCUUGUCCAUGAAGAAAAUUUAUAAUGUGCGACAUAUGUGUUGAUCAUGGAA
This is a messenger RNA of Andrographis paniculata, 1105 nucleotides long. RefSeq names its product dehydrin ERD14-like. Gene Ontology annotation, biological process: response to water. Bases 110 to 823 code for a protein of 237 amino acids. Lineage: Eukaryota; Viridiplantae; Streptophyta; Magnoliopsida; Lamiales; Acanthaceae. The record is from RefSeq and is a predicted model, not a curated record. Gene Ontology annotation, cellular component: membrane. The transcript is spliced from 2 exons.